UUCAAGUUUUCCGUACAACAAGAUGGUGCUCCUAACGCUGUCACUUCCUGUGCUUUAGACAGGCACGGGGGCGGCCAUGGGAGUGUACGUGAAUUGUUAGGGUAGCGGCUACGUUCGAGCUACUGCGGUGGCGACCGGAACGGUUGCUGACGAAGAAUGGUAAUCCUACCCUUCCUUCCACUGGUCCCUCGGUGAUGCUGGGCGAAGGAAGAAUGGCAGCGGCGGAAGCAGCAGGACGGGCUGCCGGCAGUAGUAGCGGCACUAACCACGGCGGCGGCAGAGGCCUCGUUACUGAUGCCCAGGGCCCGUCCUCGGAGCGAGAGCAACGAGUGCGCGCCUUGAGCGCCUUCUUGAGGACCCACCUCGGGCCUUACGAGCCGAUCCUGACAGCUCUACAGGCCACGCUCACCUGGGAGAAGCCAGCAAGGAGCGCCCUUGGCUGGGUUGCCGCUCAUGCAGCCUUCGGGUUUUUUGCCCUGACCUCUCUUCAUCUGAUAUUCGUAAUUGCAUUCACCCUAAUACUAAUAGUAUGUUUAGAUCAGUGGAAGAAUAGAAUCUGGCCUGAAAUAAAAGCAGUAAGACCUGAUCAACUAGAUAAUGAAAGCUGGGGCUUUGUCCAUCCUCAACUUUUGAGUGUUCCUGAACUAUGCCACUUUUUGGCCAAAGGAUGGAUCACAGGAGACAGCUUCAUGAAAAGCCUGCUGAGUUUCAAAGAACAAAAUCCUGGCAAGUUCUGCCUUUUAGCUUGUGGUGCCCUUACAUUUUUGACUGUCUUAGGAUACUACAUCCCUGGUGUCUGCCUUGCCUAUCUCAUAAUGCUUUCUUUCUUAUUGUGGCCACUUGCUGUAUACCAUAACCUGAAUCAACAUCUGUACACCAAACUACAGCCAGCUCUGCAACGGUUAGACUUCAGUGUUCGUGGCUAUAUGAUGUCCAAACAUAAGGAGAGACAGUCACGUCACCACAUUUGGAGGGAGCAUCCUGCUGGAGCCAAUGAGAGUGACAGUGAAGAAGAGCUUGCUGCUUUUUGUCCUAAGUUGGAUGAUGCUGUGGUUGCCAAAGAACUGACUAUCUCUGACUCUGAGCAUUCUGAUGCAGAAGUGUCUUAUACUGAGAAUGGGACCUUCAAUUUAUCCCGGGGCCAAACACCAUUGACAGAAGGUUCUGAGGACUUUGAUGGCCACAGUGAUCCAGAGGAAUCUUUUGCUCGGGAUCUUCCAGAUUUCCCUUCUAUCAACCCUGAGAUAACAGGCAUAGAUGAUGAGGAUGACACCAGCAUUGGCAUUCCAAGCCUUUCCUUCCGUAACCAAGCCCAGGAACAGAAUCAACAGUCUCAUAAACAGGAAGAAGUGACUUCAGAAUUCCUCUUGAGUGAGCUUCCAUUAAUGCAUAAUCUGACAGAUGACUUAGCUGGUUUUGUGACCAGGGGAAUGAUUCAGCUAGCCUUGUCAGGAACUUCCCAAUCAGUUGCUGCACAUAGCAACAGACAGCAGCGAAGUGCCAAGGCCUUCCUUCGGACCUCCAGCUCAGAGCUGGAUACAGAUGCUGAAGGAGAUGAUUUUGAACUAUUGGAUCAAUCAGAGUUGAAUCAGAUGGAUCCUUCAAAUUCCCGGGGUCAAUAACAAUUAUCUGGCAUUUGUUUUCUGGCUCCUUUAUCUAAUGGACCAGAAUUAGAAGAGCCAGGUGCAGGAAUAAGAUAUUACCAUACAGUUUUCAUAUCUAAUUUGACUUGGCAAAUUUGGGAAAUUGUAUAAAUUUUAGAACAAAAGACUACUAUAGCAGAAUCACAAGAAUUUGGCUCUUGUGACUUACACCUUUGUACUUUGUACUGAGUUCUUGAGUAAUUCAGGUGAGUAUUUUUCCCAAUUUCUCAUUUAGGAUUUAAAUUUUCAUUACUACUAGAAAUAUAUAUCCAGAGACACUAUAUGUGUUUGCAUCUGUACAUACAU
Molecule: messenger RNA, 1949 nt
Organism: Thamnophis elegans (Western terrestrial garter snake)
Lineage: Eukaryota; Metazoa; Chordata; Lepidosauria; Squamata; Natricidae
Gene: RETREG3
Product: reticulophagy regulator family member 3
Exons: 9
Coding region: 195-1622 (475 amino acids)
Biological process (GO): reticulophagy
Source: RefSeq, a predicted model, not a curated record